Molecule: messenger RNA, 1383 nt
Organism: Anarrhichthys ocellatus (wolf-eel)
Lineage: Eukaryota; Metazoa; Chordata; Actinopteri; Perciformes; Anarhichadidae
Gene: tmem39b
Product: transmembrane protein 39B
Exons: 7
Coding region: 1-1383 (460 amino acids)
Cellular component (GO): membrane
Source: RefSeq, a predicted model, not a curated record
AUGGCUGGUGGAAGGAGAGGGGCGAACCGUACCACGUACUGCAGACCUCCACUAAGCAAUGAACCAGGCUCGGUCAGCAACGGCAACCACUCAACCAGCUCCCCGGUCACAGGGGUGCGAUCCCGGACAAGGAAUGGCUCGGGGACAUGCAUGUCCAACCCCCCGCUGGCUGCGCAGACGGUCGUUCCUCUGAAGCACUGUAAGAUCCCGGAGUUGUCCAUGGAUCGUAACGUGCUAUUCGAGCUCCAUCUUUUCUUCUGCCACCUCAUUGCCCUCUUUGUCCAUUACGUCAACAUCUACAAGACUGUGUGGUGGUACCCUCCAUCACACCCUCCCUCACACACAUCACUGGCGUCACAGAGCGGGAAACUAUCCUUCCCUCAUUCGAUCUUUCUGGUGACGGCUCGGUUCGCUGUGCUCACGCUGACGGGCUGGAGCCUGUGCCGCUCCCUUAUUUACCUCUUCAGGACGUACUCUGUCCUCAGCUUGCUCUUCCUCUGCUACCCAUUCGGGAUGUAUAUUCCAUUCUUCCGGCUGAGCUGUGACUUCCGGCGAGCAGGUUUGCUCUCCCCCGUUGCCAGCAUCGGCUCCAAGGAGGUGGGCAGCGUGGGCCGGGGCAGGGACUACUUUACUGUGCUCAAGGAGACGUGGAAGCAGCACACCAGCCAGCUGUACGGCGUCCAGGCCAUGCCGACUCACGCCUGCUGCCUCUCCCCGGAUCUCAUCCGCAAGGAGGUGGAGUACCUGAAGAUGGACUUCAACUGGAGGAUGAAGGAGGUGCUGGUCAGCUCGAUGCUCAGUGCUUACUAUGUGGCCUUCGUUCCUGUCUGGUUUGUCAAGAGUACACAGUACGUGGACAAGCGCUGGUCUUGUGAGCUGUUCAUCCUGGUGUCAGUCAGUACGUCGGUCAUCCUCAUGAGGCACCUGUUGCCACCGCGAUACUGCGACCUGCUUCACAAGGCUGCAGCUCACCUGGGCUGCUGGCAGAAAGUAGACCCCUCGCUCUGCUCCAAUGUUCUUCAGCACAUAUGGACAGAAGAGUACAUGUGGCCCCAGGGAGUCCUGGUGAAACACAAUAAAAACGUCUACAAGGCCAUGGGUCACUAUAAUGUUGCAGUUCCGUCAGACGUAUCCCAUUAUCGCUUCUAUUUCUUCUUUAACAAGCCUUUACGAAUAUUGAACAUACUCAUCAUCCUGGAAGGUGCCAUGAUAUUCUACCAGCUCUACUCGUUGAUAUGUUCAGAAAAGUGGCAUCAGACGAUAUCACUGGCUCUGAUUCUCUUCAGCAACUACUACGCCUUCUUCAAGCUGCUCAGAGACAGAAUCGUCCUAGGAAAGGCAUACUCGUACUCAAACAGCUCAUCAGACCAGAAAGUCAGUUAG